Messenger RNA from Paramecium sonneborni, 1134 nucleotides. Lineage: Eukaryota; Ciliophora; Oligohymenophorea; Peniculida; Parameciidae. The record is from the annotation of a GenBank genome assembly.
AAUGAGUAUUUUGAAUUAACACUAAAUUGCAUUUCCACAUCUCUUACCUAUUAUUGAUAGUAUGAGAGUUUAUUAGGAAUCUAAAUUGUGGAAAUAAUUGAGUGAUUAAUUAUUACUCUAUAUUAAAGAUCCAUAAGUAAAUUAAGGAACACACUUAAAGGAUCUUUAUGAAGGAUUUGUUAAGAAAUUUUAUCAAGAAAUUGAUGAAAUGAAAUUGAUGCGUUUCCUCAUUAAAGCUGCAGAAUAAUAUGGAGAUUUUUAAAGCAGAAUUGAUUUUCUUAAAUAAUUUAAAUUAGAUUAGUAGCCUUAAUUAGUCAUUAAUAUUUUAAUAGCAUUCUUCAAAUUAUAAUAGGGAUAACUAUAAGAAGUGGAUGAACUAUUAAAAUAAUACAAAUAAGCAAGUGAAAAAUUAUAAGAAGUUGAUCCUCUUGUAUAUUCAAUGCUAUACUAUUUAUCAUACAACUUUUAUAAAAUAAAGAAUGUUUAUGAAGAAUUCUAUGUGAAUGCCUUAUAAUAUCUAGCAUAUACAAAUGAUUAAGAUAUGUUGUAAGAAUAAAAAGUGUAACUUUCAUAUGAAAUGGCACUUGCAGUAUUGAUUUCACCAAAUAUUUAUAAUUUUAGUGAAUUAUUACAAUAACCAGUUUUAGUUAGCUUAAAGGAAAGUGUCUAAUAUAAUUGGAUUUAUAAAUUGUUAGAUAUUUUCAAUAGGGGAAGUGUGAGAGAAUUAAAUACAUUUUAAUGGAAUGAAGAGAGAAAAGGACUCAUUCCAAAUUUCUAGCUUUUGAAUGAAAAAAUUAGAAUCAUGGCUUUUCUUGAAUUAGCAUUCUCUUUGCCAAAAAAUAAUAGGGUUUGCACUUUUGAAGAAUUAGCAUAAGUUUCAGAGUUACCUUUAUAAGAUAUUGAAAAAUUGGUUAUGAGAACAAUCAGCAAGGGUUUAGUAAAAGGAAGAAUUAAUUAAGUAAUAAUUAUAGUUUAUUAUUUUAGGUAAAAUAAACUAUUGCAAUUUCUUAUGUAGUGCCAAGAGUAUUAACGAUGGAUAAAAUUGAAAUUAUCAAUAAGAAAUUUGGUAAUUGGGAGAGAUCAUUGAAUGGUUUUUUAAAAGAGAUUGAGGAUGUAAGGUAGACAUUUAAUUGA